CCUCAUCAUAGACCGAAAGGACAUCACAAUUCGAUUUGUUUUCAUGUUGGUCGAGACUUGGAAGGGACACGAUUUGUCGCAUUUAAAACUCCGCUAGAUAAAUCGUUUUUCUCGGGGAAGCACGACUUGACCGACGAUGACUACUUCGAUGUUGAUCGAAUUGCUCGUCAGGCAGGUAAAGUUAUCGGUAUGGUAGUCGAUCUCACAAACACUGACAGAUAUUACAAUAAAGCAGAGUGGGCAAACCAUAAUAUCAAAUAUGUAAAAAUGAACUGCCCGGGACACGAAGUUAGUAACCGUGAAGAUAUCGUCAAGAAAUUUUUAAACGUCGUUNUAGUCGAUCUCACAAACACUGACAGAUAUUACAAUAAAGCAGAUCUAUAUAAUUUCUUUCCUACUUCCUUUUCAAUUAAAUUGAUUGGUGUGCAUUGCACGCACGGUCUGAAUCGCACUGGCUAUUUGAUAUGCCGAUAUCUCAUCGAUCGAAUGGGCUGGUCAGCUGAGCGAGCUAUAUCGUUGUUUGAGUUCUCACGGGGCCACCCUAUAGAACGUGGACAUUACAAGAAAAGUUUAUACGACGCCGAAAAACGGAUAUCUGAGGCAUGUUAA
Haemonchus placei is the source of this 609-nucleotide messenger RNA. Lineage: Eukaryota; Metazoa; Nematoda; Chromadorea; Rhabditida; Trichostrongylidae. The record is from the annotation of a GenBank genome assembly.